AUGUCAGCCGAAAAAGUUGAACUUGGCGUUAGUCACCGAACUGAUGCCUCAGUUAGCCAAACUGGCAAUAAUGCUCAACCUGAGAUUGUUCGCCCUGCUGAAGCAGGUUCGUCUAGCAGCCAACCUGGCGAAACCCUAGCGAAAACGCUUUCAGAUAUUAACGUAAAUAUGGGCACAAUGGCCUCUUUAUUACAAACGAUUGUGGCACGCCAAGAUUCAAAGCCGCAAAAGAAACGGCGCCAUAGCCCCCACGAUCUUUCGAGCGCUGACUCCGAGUCUGAAGACAACGACCACGAGGCGUCUGGUAAACGAAGGCGCGAGGAAGACGAAUUAAGUAUCUCGCCCUCGGAUGAAGACAUAAAUGAAUUCCUUGAGGAAUCGAACCCCAAAGAGGCCGAAGUCACAGCUAAAACAACUGAGCCCAAAGAAGUCGAGCUUCUCAAAUCUCUAGAGGCUGACUUCACUGACGAUGAACUUGUCGGCGCUAAAAUAAACCAACGCUUGGCUAACAUAGCGUCCAAACGGUGGGGCAUUACCCUUCCCAACGACAAACUCAAAGCACUGCUGGCUAAACACGCUAAACCGGAAAAUUGUCCCGACAUAACCACGGUAAGAGUCAACCCAGAAAUUUGGGAUCAAAUGAAAAAUUUUAAGCGCAAAGCCGACCUGAGAGUCAGCAACAUACAACAAGCCUUUCAGAAAGCCACUUUCGGAAUUCUAAAAGUAUGCGAUAAAUUAGUGGAUCAGCAACCGAGCACAGACAAGGAAACACUGGCCUCUAACAUCGACGCCAUUGUCCUAUUAGGACACGCUGUCGGGGAGCUUUCCCGCUUACGCCGAGAGCAGAUUAAACCGGCCCUUAAAGCCGAAUUUCAUUGGCUUGGCUCCCAGGCAAAUGAGUCGACCAGUCGUUCCGACCUGCUUUUUGGGGCCGACCUAGCAGACUAA
This is a messenger RNA of Porites evermanni, 948 nucleotides long. NCBI's taxonomy places the organism in Eukaryota, Metazoa, Cnidaria, Anthozoa, Scleractinia, Poritidae. The record is from the annotation of a GenBank genome assembly.